Molecule: messenger RNA, 928 nt
Organism: Ziziphus jujuba (common jujube)
Lineage: Eukaryota; Viridiplantae; Streptophyta; Magnoliopsida; Rosales; Rhamnaceae
Exons: 6
Coding region: 222-701 (159 amino acids)
Biological process (GO): translation
Cellular component (GO): mitochondrion; ribosome
Molecular function (GO): RNA binding; structural constituent of ribosome
Source: RefSeq, a predicted model, not a curated record
AUUGUCAGCCAAGACGAGACUCGAACCUCAACGUCCCCGAUUUCCAAAACCCCAAAACCUCUCAACCGCCCUCAACACCUCCUACAUAGACUGUUACGGACCGAAGCCGGCGAGGCGCGUGGCCAUCUGAAGAAAUCCGCUUCCGAGAGGCCAACAUAAUCCUUUUGUCUACGAGAGCAAGCUUCCAUUCUACUCUUGCAAGGGGUACCUCUGCCUUGGAAAUGGGUUGGAAAGCGGCUGAGAAGCUAAUUAGACAUUGGAAGAUUCUCAGGGGAGAUAAUGUGAUGAUAACUAGGGGCAAAGAUAAAGGUGAGACCGGUGUUAUUAAACGUGUUAUUCGCUCGCAGAAUCGUGUUAUUGUUGAAGGCAAAAAUCUGGUUAAGAAACAUAUCAAGCAAGGGCAGGGUCAUGAAGGUGGAAUUUUUACGGUUGAAGCCCCUCUUCAUGCCUCAAAUGUUCAGGUUCUUGAUCCAGUUACAGGGAAGCCUUGUAAGGUUGGUACUAGGUAUCUUGAAGAUGGCACAAAAGUAAGAGUAUCCAGAGGUCUGGGAGCAUCCAGUUCCAUAAUUCCACGACCUGAAAUCUUGAAGAUAAGAACUACACCAAGACCUACAGUUGCUGGUCCCAAGGAUACUCCAUUGGAUGUUGUGCUGGAGAAAACUUAUGAUGCUAAAACAGGAAUAGGCAUGCCAGACCUUUGAGAGAACUGCUUUCUCUUAUCAUUUUUGCCGUGGAAAAUGAAAAUGUUGCAGAGAAGAUGGGUCAUGCAAGUUGUCAGAUGUGAGAAAUGACUGAAUAUUCCUCGUCUUUGUUAUUGCUUCUUUGAUUACUGGAUUUUACUCUAUUCUUGUAUGAACCAUCUGAAAGUACGCGUUGCUACGUUAUUCGUGUAAUGCUUUUGAAUAACAACAGUUCAGAUGUUGUGAUA